AUGAGCGAGACAAUCACCGAAACUGUUACUUUGACCAGCCCUGAGAUUACGGCGGAAAAUGUCGCCACUCUCUUUCCUGAGGUCGACACCUCGUUGGCCCGCGAAGUUCUUCCCACCAGCCAUACCAGUGUGGGUGGAGCUGGUGAGCUGGAAGGCUAUGACGAGGAGCAAGUCCGCCUGAUGGACGAAGUGUGCAUAGUGUUGGAUAACAAUGAUCGCCCCAUUGGAAGUGCCAGCAAGAAGCUCUGCCAUUUGAUGACCAACAUUGAUAAGGGUCUCCUUCACCGUGCCUUUUCCGUCUUCCUCUUCGAUUCCAAUAAGCGUCUGCUACUUCAACAGCGUGCCACCGAGAAGAUCACAUUCCCCGAUAUGUGGACCAACACCUGCUGCUCACACCCUCUCGGCAUCCCUGGCGAGACAGGAUCCGAAUUGGACGCUGCUGUCAUGGGCGUGAAGCGCGCCGCGCAGCGCAAGCUGGACCAUGAACUGGGCAUCAAAGCCGAGCAGGUGCCCCUGGACAAAUUUGAGUUCUUCACCAGAAUCCACUACAAGGCCCCUAGCGAUGGCAAGUGGGGUGAGCACGAAGUCGACUACAUCCUCUUCAUCCAGGCCGAUGUUGACCUCAACCCCAGCCCGAACGAGGUUCGCGACACCACCUACGUUUCGGCUGAUGAAUUGAAGGCCAUGUUCGAGCAGCCCGGUCUGAAAUUCACCCCAUGGUUCAAGUUGAUCUGCAACUCUAUGUUGUUUGAGUGGUGGAGCCACCUUGGCACUCCAGCCCUGGAACAAUAUAAGAACGAGCAGCAGAUUCGUCGGAUGUAA
Penicillium brevicompactum is the source of this 822-nucleotide messenger RNA. It is a transcript of the gene idi1, whose product is annotated as isopentenyl-diphosphate delta-isomerase IDI1. Lineage: Eukaryota; Fungi; Ascomycota; Eurotiomycetes; Eurotiales; Aspergillaceae. Gene Ontology annotation, cellular component: cytoplasm. The record is from RefSeq and is a predicted model, not a curated record. The coding region runs from base 1 to 822 and encodes 273 amino acids. Gene Ontology annotation, molecular function: isopentenyl-diphosphate delta-isomerase activity. The transcript is spliced from 3 exons. Gene Ontology annotation, biological process: isopentenyl diphosphate biosynthetic process; isoprenoid biosynthetic process.